Molecule: messenger RNA, 5712 nt
Organism: Girardinichthys multiradiatus
Lineage: Eukaryota; Metazoa; Chordata; Actinopteri; Cyprinodontiformes; Goodeidae
Product: transcription factor SOX-13-like
Exons: 14
Coding region: 274-2172 (632 amino acids)
Biological process (GO): regulation of transcription by RNA polymerase II; cell fate commitment
Cellular component (GO): nucleus
Molecular function (GO): DNA-binding transcription factor activity, RNA polymerase II-specific; RNA polymerase II cis-regulatory region sequence-specific DNA binding
Source: RefSeq, a predicted model, not a curated record
GCAGCCACACCGCCUCUCUGCGCUUCUUUACCAACCCCGCAGACUGCAUCGAGGAGCGGCUGUCCCCCUCUGGAUGACCGGGAGCAGAGGUCCGUACUCUCACCGAGCAGCCCGAGUCUCCUUGCGGUGACCGGUUGAAGAGGAGCGGGAAGGAAGUUUUUUUUUUUCUGGCUGUCUGGGUGAGAGCGCAGCGGGACUGCUGAGUGGACCCUGAAGAUCGCACUGCUGCAGGCUCACCUGGAACUUUUAAAAACUACUGAAACUCAAUGACUAAUGGUUGAGCCCAGCCCUCCAGCUCUACGCAUCCUCUCCGGUGGGGAUGUACACAUGGCAAAUCUUGAUAUCAAAGUUGAACAGGAGGAAUGCAAGGGAGGUGGUGGAGCCACAAAUUCGGAGCACCCCAGGAGUUUGCAAGACUGGUCAGCAAAUCAGCCUCUUGAGGCUCGCCAGUUGACCCCACCACUGUCACGCUCCCCUUCAGAGGGCUCUCCGGGAAAGGAGCUGUCUCACAAGCAAAGCCCUUCAGGACUGAAGGAAGCUGGGAUUCAUGAGCGAUCAGAGGGGCAAUCCAAAAUUAAGGAAGUAAUGCCGACCAUUGAGAAGCUGCUGAAUGCCGACUGGAAGGAGAAACUUCUGGAUAAAAGCUCAGUGGGCGCAGGACAACUGAAAGGAACCCCUGAGUCUCUGGCAGAGAAGGAGCUCCAGUUGUUGAUGAUGAUAAACCAGCUGAGCGGCCUCAGAGAGCAGCUGCUGGGCGCCCACUCAGAACAGAGGAACAUGGCCGCCCUGCUGCUGGAGAAGCAGCAGCAGCAGAUGGAGCUGGCCCGACAACAACAGGAACAGAUCGCCAAGCAGCAGCAGCAGCUGAUCCAGCAGCAGCACAAGAUCAACCUGCUUCAGCAGCAGAUCCAGCAGGUGAACAUGCCCUAUGUGAUGAUUCCAGCUUUCCACCCAAACACCCAGCCCCUCCCUGUCACCUCUGACCCCCCAAUGACCUUGCCACUGCAGCCGAUACCCUGCAAGCCGACAGUCGACUAUCCUAUGCAGCUGCUGCCAAACAGCCGCCCCGCAUCCAUCAAGAGGAGCAGUAACUCCUUCCGGCAGGAGGCCAGCCAGCCCUUGAACCUGACCUCCAAGCCAAAGGGGAUGGAACUAAGGAAGACAUCCAGCCCACAGAACCUGGAGCUGGGAUCGCUGGGGCUCCAUGGGGCCUACAGACCCAGAGAUCUCCAGAGAGAGGUGUCCAACAGCUCACCACGGUCUGCCCUCAGUUUCCUGGGAGACGGUGACCUGGUCACCCAGGCCAUCCAUGAUGCCCAGCAGCUCCUGAGGAGUCACAGCGGCGGAGGGAGGGAGAGGGAGAGAGACUGUUCAGGAAAAAUGGAACAUAAAGGUUCUCUCCGUCCUGAAAAAGUAACUCACUACGAGCGUGGUGAAGAAAGACACGGCCUGCAGGCCACUGAGGACAACCUCAGCAGUGACUCGGAGGGUGCCUUGCCCAUCUCAGUACCAGGCAGCUACGCUGAGACCCGGCCCACUUCCUCCACUGGCCACAUCAAGAGACCCAUGAAUGCCUUCAUGGUGUGGGCCAAGGACGAGCGCAGGAGGAUCCUCCAGGCUUUCCCUGACAUGCACAACUCCUCCAUCAGCAAGAUUCUAGGCUCCAGGUGGAAGGCCAUGUCCAACCAGGAGAAGCAGCCUUACUAUGAGGAGCAGGCGAGGCUGAGCAGGCAGCACCUGGAGCGUUACCCUGACUACAAAUACAAGCCCCGGCCCAAACGGACCUGCAUCGUGGAGGGCCGAAGGCUGAGGGUGGGCGAGUACAAGGCCAUGAUGAAGAGCCGUAGGCAGGAGCAGAGAGCGACUUACGGGCACAGUCAAUCAGAGCCACAGCAGAUCCAUUACUCCCAAAGUGACAGCCAGUAUCCAGCCGGCGGGUCCAUCUCCGUCCCAGGCUUGCCGUUUCACCCCGCGCUGCUGGAGCACUACCUGCCACAAGUCCCGGCCACUGGCCACAGAUCAGAGGGCCGGGACACGCCCACCCCUCAGCCCAGAGACAGAGACAGAGACAGAGAGAGGGAACAAGAGAGAGAGCGACCCCCGUACAGCGAAGGAGAAGAAAGCGAUCUGGGAGAGAGGAGCGAAGGCGAACUGGUGCUCCUCACAGACUGAUCAGUGGCCGGGGGCAGUGGCACGAAGAGGGAGGAAAUGGAGGUAAAGAUGAGAAGGACUUGUUGGAAGUGGGCUUCAGAUGUUGCUCCUGGUUUAAAGGCAAUCAGAAUCCAAACUCUGGAGGACUGACAUGCCACACAUGCACCCUCGUACAUUACUACAAACUCCAAAUUAAACCCUGCCUCGCACACACAUAAGGACAAGUUUUUAUCAGUUCCCUACCCAGAUGAGUCAUCACCUGCCUUGGGUUAAAAUACUGUUGUUCUAAAGUAGAAAGUUAUCAUUUCAUCCCUUCUGCUUCUGACUUUCCUCCCAGGUUGCCUUUUAUCAAACAAUAGGCCUCCACAGAAAUUAGAAUCACUGCAGGAAACUCCAAAGGAACUGUUAAAGUUAGAUUAGCUCGUUUUCACCAGUCAGGCAGCUGAGGAGCUACAGUAUGUCACCAGUGCCACCUUGUGGUAAAAGUUAUUUAUUACAAACGGCUGGGAAAAGUGCAGGUGUAAUUUUCACCUGAAGUACCACAGACUGUUGUCUGGGCUGUUCACAUCUACUGAAUGUAGUACAAAAAACUCCAAAACACUGACCAAAGAAAGGCAUCAUAAAAUCAGGUUAAUUCAGGGAGCUACCAUCAGUUGUUUCAGAACCCCAUGUUAGUACAAUAUUUAGUGUCUGUCUCCAGGUACACUUGUAUUGGCUCCCCUGGUAAAGAUGUGUAAAAAGCUUUACAAUGAAUUCAUCUUUUAUUGCAGCAGCUUGAUCUCGCGCUUCAGAAAAAAUCCAACAUUUCAUUUGGGUACAUUUUUUAUUGUUGAGAAACAAAUUCCAUGUGAGAAAAUAAUUGUUUUUAACAAAACUCCCUGUGACACAACUAUGGGUGACCCUAAUAACCUAAUGGUCUCAUAAUAAAUGUAACUGAAGCAUUUUUUACAAUCUGUACAUUACUUUUUUUUUUAUUUUCAGAAAUUCUAGUUAAGAACCUCUAGUUACUAAUCCAUGACAAAUAUGAUGUGGCAUGUAGGUCCAUUUCUUUUAGCCACUGGCCACUAGACUGAAAGAAGACCCAUAUUUAUGUUGCCACCGUGUACAAUGGGCGCAGAAGCUCUGUAGCAAAGAGGGGCAUCUUGACGUCAUAAAGUUUCCAUGACAACCAUUAGUCACUAUCUACAUUCCCAAUAUUUGUAAGAGAGUGAUGCACAAAUGUUUCUCUUCCAAAUGCUCUGUGAACGUUGGUAGAGUGCCUGCCAUCAUAUUUUUUGAAAAUUGUCAGAGUAAAUUUAUCCGCAUCUUUACAGCUGGGAUAACCUAUGUGUUGUUGUUGAACUGAGGCUUGACUGGCACACACUCUGUAGGCAUGAUCAGCAUUUAGAUUUGAGACUAAAGCCUCUGAUCAGCGGUCUCGAAGGCUUGGCGGUGAUGUAAAGUUGACAGAGAGACUUGGAAACUGUUAAUCAGUUGCUCUGUAAUGAUUUGACCUUUUAACAGAUGUUUUAGAGAACAGAUUUUCAAUUGGAGAGAUCUCCUGUCAUGGUACCCAUUAAAAUAUCAGUCAUAGCCCAGGUAAUCAGCAUAUCCUUCUCCUCUUCCUCCCUCCAUGUUCAUGUCCUCUGUGUUGUAACUGUGUUUACUGUAGUUCCCUCUCCACAGCUCAGUGGCUUGACCCCAGCCUGUUGCAUAUAUUUGUUUUUGCUUUUUAAGUGUUUUUUGAUUGUUGUGUAGAAUCUGUGCAUUUAAAUACAUGUUUUUAUUUUGAAAAGAAAUGACGAUAAAGUUUCAUUUCAACAGGUUAUUUAUCAUUUUUUAUGUUCCUGUCCAGAUCAUCCAGCAGCAAGACAAAUAAUCCCACAAAUUCAAACAUGUCUGAAAUCAAUCAUUCAUUGCAUCCUAUGAUCUGGACACUCCAUGAUUAACUGUAACUUGGUGCAUUAAUCAGAGAUGUUAUGUAAUCGAGAAACUUGUGACAGCUUUGGAGCAUUAAAAACGAAUCAACUUGAUCUCCUUGCAGAGCUAGAUGUAGAAAAAACGAGUGAUUUGGAACACAACCUUUUCAUUGCAUUUGAAAGGGAGCUGAUUGGAUGUAAAAACAAAUUGAAAAACGAUAGCACUUUCCAGUUUUUUGGGGACACUGGUCAUGGUGAAUACAUUGACACCCUAGUUAGUCCUCCUUUACUGGGAAUUUAUCUUGUGUGAUAUUAAGCAGUAAUCACUACUAGUGAAUACUGCUGUUUUUUUCCAAAUACGUUUGUGGCGGUUUUUGGUAUCAUGUUGUAUAAAUAUUUUUAAAAGUUACCGCUUCAGAACCACGUACAUUUUACACCAUAAUGUUUCCUAUGGUUUAGGGCUUUUAAUAAGAGAAAAGUGACUGGAGUGUUGGCCAGCUGGGUGAAGUGAGACAUAUUUCUCUUACUUACAAGAACAAACAAAAAACAGCUGUUUUGAAAUAUUAAUAUUUACAAAAGACACAGUCAGGAUGUAGACGCUAAUGCAGGGCAAACCUUUACUUUUCUUUUUUUAUGGCAACAUUAUUCUAAAACAUUUUUUGGCAAGCUACAACCAGCAUAUCUGUUCAGUAGCUGACUGCAUGCUAGCUAACCAAGCAGAAAGAUACUACACAAGCAAAUUAUUAACAGCAACAAACAAAAACCACAAUUUAUUAUUUUUAUUUCAUUUUUCUUUUUGGGAGAUAACUAUUUUUUUACUAUUUUGCACUAAUCCCAUCAUAAACUACAGUUAAACCCAAAAUGAUUCACACUUGUGUAAUUUCAGAUUUAGGUUUAAAGUCAUGCUUUCAUUUUACCAACAUGUUUCUUCUUACUGAAAGUAAUAUUAAUGUUUUUAUAUUUACCAGAUUCUCUCUAUCAGAGUCAAAUAGAGUCUACUAGAGAAUCUGUGGAGGGAUCUAAAGGUUAGAAUGAUGGCAAAAGGCCUUUUCUGACUUUACGUGCUAACUUUGUUAAAAUAAACUUUAGCAUAUGUCAAGUUAGGAAACUGUAGGUCACUAAAAUGAUUCCUACCUUUAGGUGAAUUGAAACGAUUGACUCCAAAUUGGUUAUUUCUGGUUCUUGUAAAGAAAUUGAAUUUUUAAGUAAAUGUCAAGCAAAGAAACCAGCUAGCUACCCCUUUAGCUCUUUCAGUUUCAAUCGAAGUUUUCUGACUUUGAAGCUGGACAUCCAAACAUUCGUGUUUUAGGGACUUAUUUGGUUAUGGCUGCAAUAAGAAAACCUGGUACUUUCCUAAUGUUUAAUUUUGUAAAAAAAUGUUUUAAAAUUUAAUAUAAAAAAAAAUUGGAAUAAAACUGUGGUGUCUUUGUUCUCAUCAGGUCCAUUGUCUAGGGGUAAUUCGUUCAAAUAAAAAUGGCUGGCUCUUUUGUGUACAGAUAUCAGAAAUUCUUUGUUUUUUUUAUUACAUACUGAACCACCUGUCAUUACCCUGCUGAUGUAAAUAUAGAAAAACUUUAUUUUGUUUAUAAGAGCUUGUGUAAUUUAAAGGUGUACAUUUCUAUGUUUUCAGAGUUUUUGAAAGACAAUAAACUGGUUGAUUGAA